UAUUGUUUAACGAGAGAAUUCGUGGAAAAGAAGUUGUUCCACAAAAGUGACAAAACACAUGGACAGACCUGAGAACACAUCACGUUCUAAGCCAAUCGCUAAAGAAAAGCAUAAAACGUCUGGUGAUUCCAAAAAUUCUGGUGCAAGUUCCACUAAAGCACAAAUCGAUGAAUCAGCAAACAAAGACCAGCUCCCACACCCCCCUUUAAAACCUAGUCCCCUGGUUAAACUUUGUAAUGAUUUAAAUUUGGAACCUAAUUCAAAGUUUACUCUAAAACACGCACGUACAGUCGAUAACCACACACUUACCGAUAAAGAGUUGCAGUUCCCUAAACAAAUACCUGAGUAUAUUUUUAAGACAAUACUGAUAGCUAAUUACCAUGUGCGUGAUUUUAAAGUUAAAGCAGAAUCAAAUAAAAACAAAACUAAAUGUUUAAAUGAUUCCGAUGAACGCGAAGAUGAGGAGGAAGGAAUUAACCCAAUGGAUGCAUUGCUUUGCAUUUAUCAUCUUUCCGACAGUUCUUUGCGGCGGUAUCUUGCCCUAAAAUUGGCGGCAUGUCAACUCAGUAUUCCGUUUCUUCUACCUGACCCUGAGGCGCCUUCUGAGAGAGUCACAAUGCUAACAUCGUCUUUAAAAGGCAUUACGAAAACUUGGAAAAGUUCCUCCGAAGUUUUUGUGACAGAACAUCAAUUCCCGGUUGUUUCUUUCAUCCGCAUUGGCGAAAUUAGCACGUCGAAAUCAUCCUUGAUCAACAAAAUUAUGAGCGAUGGAAGCAAUCAUCAUGACUUCUUCUUUCACGAAGAUAUGGAGGGUGGUUACUUUGAAAGGAAAAUAGUCGAUGGAUUGGUUGAAUUGAGCUGGUAUCUUCCUGGAGAGAAUGAGAAACAAACAUUCCAAAGAGAAAUUUGUUUUGCGAAUUUACGAGGCGACUCUGGCGUUUUCAAGAAGCAGCGAAAUGUUCUGUUUAAGAUCUCAUCUGUUUUAUGUAUUUUACUACCUUCGAAUUAUCCAGACGAGAUUAUUAACGAAAUUCUCAAAGAAGCAAAGCAUGAUAAGGCAAAAAUCAUUCUCAUUUUUCCUGAAAAAACAAAAUCAAAAAGAGAAUUAAAGGAUUUAGAAGAAAGCAAACACCGUGAAAAGUUUUCCUUAAUAAAGAGACUCAGGCGAACCAAUGAACACGAAUUUGUGACAACAAUUCAGAAAGAGAUUGAAGAAAAGGUAAAUGAAAUUCAAGAUACAUCUGUAAAUCGCAGCAUGGCAACUUUAGGGAAUUUGGCACCUUUAGUGAAAGACGACGAGACGUCGGAAAACGAUGAAACACAGUCAGAAUUUGAGAAGAAUACAUGCAAAUGGUUGGAAGUGGGGAUAGAAAAAGCUAAAGACCUUUUAGCAUUACAGGCGCACGUCCCAGAAUUGGCGGACCUUGAAAGACAAAAAUACCAUCCGAAAGGCGAGGGUGACAAAUCUGUUGCACAUGAUAGGGAUAACAUAUAUAAAAGAAUCGAAGGCAAAAAGGAUGCUCAAAAAACAUCUUUCAAAGAACUAGACAAACGAGUUCUCGACUGUUUUGAUUCUCUUGCAAAGAUGAAGAAUGACCCCCCAAAACAAGUUGAAGCGUUGAUAAAGUUGAAGCAUAAGCUGAAUAAGAUGUCUCUCGAUGUCGUGGCAGAAUUGCGUGGAAAAGACGGGGGGGGGAAAGUAGAAUCGCUUCAGGAGUUAAAAGAGCAACAAUUAAAACUCUUUUUGGAAAAAAUGAAACUAUCGUUUGGUUUAGAACACAUUGUUAGAGAAUUUGCCCAAUUAUACCAACUCAAAGGAAGAAAAUACGACUUUGCCGAAGUUGCAGUGGAAAUGUUGCUGUCAGGAAACCCUGUCGAAAUACUAGAUGGUGACUCUUCGUACAUUCCAUUGGAAUGGUUCAAGGCUGUUUACACUAAACUAGAGAGUAAAACGAAAAACGCUAAAAUUUUUGUAAUUUCUGUUUUAGGAAUUCAAAGUUCAGGUAAGUCAACAAUGUUAAACACAAUGUUUGGUUUAGAGUUUCCAGUCAGUGCUGGAAGGUGUACCCGCGGCGCUUUUGCAAGUCUUCUUCCUGUCAGCGAUUCCCUUAAGGAUGCUUCAAACUUUGAUUAUAUUUUGGUUGUUGACACUGAAGGUCUGAGAGGAUCUGGAGAUCCACAGAUACGAGAACAUGACAACGAACUGGCGACUUUUGUGAUUGGUGUGGCCAACCUAACAAUAGUAAAUAUCAUGGGCGAGAAUCACGAAGACAUGAAAGAAUUCUUGGAGAUUGCCAUGCAUGCUUUCUUGAAGAUGAAACUUGUGAAAGAGAAAAAGAUAUGCAAAAUUGUUCACCAUAAUGUCGCCGCCGCCGAUGCAAGAGACAAGUUAACUGCUGAUCGUUUAAAUCUCAAGAGAGAUCUCGAUAAAAUGGCUCAACUUGCAGCUCUUCAAGAAAAUUGUGAAGAAAAAGUAAAAAAACUGGAUGACAUUAUGUCAUUCAAUGAAAAUGAAGACGUGUUUUAUAUACCUGGCCUACUUCAAGGCAAUCCACCAAUGGCUCCAGUAAACCCUAAAUAUGGAAGAGCCAUCCAAAAGGUAAAGGAAAAUAUCGUUAGUGUGAUGUCAUCGAAACAAGGUUUCCCACUUUCUGUGUCUCAGUUUCGUGACAGAGUUUGUAACCUCUGGACGGCUAUGCUCAAGGAAAAUUUCAUAUUUAAUUUCCGUAACGUGAUAGAAGUCAGAGCCUUUACGGCUUUGGACAAAAAAUUCUUCGAGGAAUCAGUGAAUUUAAUGACAGGAAUGUCAGACUUGAAAACAGAAAUUGAAGUAGCUCUGGAAAGAUGCACAAAACGAGAAGAACGUGAUGAAAAAUGGAAUAGUAGUCAAAAACAAAUAGGGAAAAGAGCCCAAGAACUUGGAAAGAAAAUGGAAACUGCUAUGAAAACCUUUUUUGAAACAAACGAAGAUAAAGCAACUCUAGAACAGUGGAGAGAAAACUUCAUGAGAAAAAUUCAACUAAUGGAAGAUAAUCAGAGGUCAGACGUUGUUCACAGUUGUUCUGCGGCAUAUCAUCAUUUGCAGAAUCAACAUGACGUUAAAGAAAAGGAAAAGAAAAUUGAAAAAGAGUUUCUUCAAAAAGCGACAAUUUUCAUAACUUCAGUUGAAAACGCUGACGAUACGGAGCAAUGUUUAGCAACAUUUGAACAAGAAUGGGGGAAAUGGAUGAUGGAGGUACCAGAUUGUAAAGAAAAGAAAACUGACGUUAAUAAUGAGAUGGUUGAAGUUCUUUUCCACACAGAUACUACUUUGAAGUCUGAAAUGUCAGAUAAACUAGAUGCACAGAACGAUACAGUUUCAAAAUUUAAAGGAAAAGUUCCAGACUAUCGAAGCAAUCCAGGUUUUUUGGAAAAAUUUAUAAAUAAACUCAGGCAAAAUGAACAAGGUAGAGAAGCAAGAAUCAUCGUUGACAAAGCAUUUGAUAACGCAAUUGACUUUGCUAAAAACAAAGCGAAAUCAAGAGUUCGAUGUACUCGUAAUGACCUUACAACAAUGUAUCACAAAAUUAUAACCACUAUUGAUAAUGAAUCAAAGAAACCUAAACUUAAAAUCGAUAACUCUUUUAAAUGUGAUAUCCUGCUUUAUAUAUUUGCUAACGCCUACGAUAUUUUUGAAGAAAUGGAACAACGCUAUUUGGAAGGACGUGAUAUUAAAGGUGACCUAGAACGAACCUUACGACCAACGCUUGAAAUAUUUUUCCAAAAUAGUUGCCAGAAAGUAGGAAAGGAAUUACGGGCUGCCAUUUCCUUUAUUAACGCACUACGAGAGCCAAUUAAAUCAGCGCUAAACCGCGCCAUGGGUCCUGCAGUUGCAAAAAAACUAAUGGAGGUUAGCACGUUUCAGAGCAAAGCUCAAUUUCAUGCCAGUGUAUUGAUUGAACUUGGAAAGGGAGGUAAAUUUGAAUCGUACAUUCCUUAUCUUCAAAAUUCAGUUAAAUUUUUAAAAACGAAAUUAGUGGAAUCAAGUGAGAACUACUGUAUAAAAGAGAACCCUACCUCCAUUAGAGAACUUCUCGAGAUCAAAGUCAACAAGAUAAAGGGAGAUGUUUCGAAUGGUAUUUCAAUGGCAAACGAAGAAACAAAGAGAAAAGGUGAAAAACUGACCUUCUGGAUUCAGCAAUUUGUUGAAGACUGUCCUUCACUGGCAAUCACAAAAGAAAUGUUUGCCGUGGCCGCAAUUGAUGACGAUCUGAAAGACAUUGAUGUGUUCGAAACCAAAGUCAAGGAAAGCAUAGAUGAAUUUUUUAAAUCAUUGAUCCCCGAUAGAAUAGAUCGCUCUACUAUGGAGAAAUGGGAUCCACCUCCGCAUGAUCAAUUGUUAACUCGUAUGUUUGGUUGUGAAAGUUUUUGCCCGUUUUGCAAAGGAUUGUGCGAUCAAACCACUCCAAAUCAUCCAGAAGGUCACUCAACAAAGCACCACCGUGCAGGGGGAUUAAAUGGUUAUAAGGAUAUCGAUACCAAAAUUUUGAGUAUUUCCAUUUGUACGAACGAUGUCGCCGAACCAGGUAAGCGAUUUCGAAACAAAGAUACAAAUGAUGAAUGGCGUCUUUACUCAGAUUAUCAAUCGGUCAAUGAAGAUUAUAAAUCCUGGUCAAUUCCCCCAGACCCAUCAUUUGAGUUGUCCAUAUAUUGGCAGUGGUUCAUGGGAAAGUUCUUGAAAGAAUUGUGUAAACACUAUGGGGUCAAAGAACCAGAAAUCCCUUCAAUAUGGAAGGAUCGAACAUUCGAAGUGGCAGAACGUGAUCUUCGUCAGGAAUACAACAUGCUGCUGGAAGAACAGAAAUAA
Dendronephthya gigantea is the source of this 4846-nucleotide messenger RNA. RefSeq names its product interferon-induced very large GTPase 1-like. The record is from RefSeq and is a predicted model, not a curated record. Gene Ontology annotation, molecular function: GTP binding. The transcript has 3 exons. Bases 59 to 4846 code for a protein of 1595 amino acids. Lineage: Eukaryota; Metazoa; Cnidaria; Anthozoa; Malacalcyonacea; Nephtheidae.